AUCUAACUGAAACACCGAAAAAGGGAAGAAAGGGAAACUUUGCAUAUAACCCCCCCCCCCCCCCCCCCUAUACUCUCUCUUCCACGCACGCAUAACACACAGAGAUACAGAAGAGAGACACAUACAAACAAACAAAAGGAGAGCAGCCAUGCCUGCUGGUACAAAGAAAGUUCGUAAUCCUAAUGAAGAAGAUAUGGAGCUAAGGAAAGGUCCCUGGACUCUUGAAGAAGACAGUACUCUCAUCCACUACAUUGCUUGCCAUGGUGAAGGUCGUUGGAAUCUAUUAGCUAAAUGUGCAGGACUGAAGAGGACUGGAAAAAGUUGUAGAUUGAGAUGGCUGAAUUACUUGAAACCUGAUAUUAAGCGUGGGAACCUUACUCCACAAGAACAGCUCUUGAUCCUUGAACUUCACUCCAAGUGGGGUAAUAGGUGGUCAAAGAUUGCACAACAUCUACCUGGAAGAACGGACAAUGAAAUCAAGAACUAUUGGAGAACAAGGGUGCAAAAACAGGCUCGGCAACUUAAUAUUGAGUCUAAUAGCAAGAGGUUUCUUGAUGCAGUCAAGUGUUUUUGGAUGCCACGAUUGCUACAGAAGAUGGAGCAAACAUCUUCCCCUACUUCUAAUUCUUCAUUGACAUCCAUGAAUUCCCAGAGUUCUUCAGCUCCUCUGUCACCCAAUCCAACAGCUGCUUCGCUUUCACCCUCAUCUCCUACACCAAGCAAGCCGAUACCGACUUUGAAUUAUCCCAAUGAAAACUCAAGUUCUAUCGCAAGCCAAACUAUUUAUACCUCAGGCUCAGAUUCCAUGAAAAUUUCAGAGGAGCCUCAAGUUCCUGUACAGGCAGCAGAUACUAUCCAUGCCUUUGGCAAUACAACCUACAACCAUACAAACUUAACUGAUUCUUACAUCAUAGACAGCAGAAGCUACGACAUGGAGACUCUCAUCCUGGACCCCAUGUCAGCAAUGGGCAUCUAUGAGAACUCUCUGUUGGAUUGCCAUAUGGCAGGUGGUGAUUGGCUGUCUGAUGACAUGGCAGAUUCUUUAUGGAACAUGAAUGAUAUGUAACAAACAGUUAAAGGUUUACAUCUGAGAGGAGCAUCUUGGGUGAUCUCGUUAUUAUGUGAGGCUCGACCCAUCAGUAAUCACAAUCUAGUUCUAAUUAUGCUAAUCCGAAUAGGAUUUAGUACUUGAUGUAACUCAACUACUCCGAUAUUAUAGUUUUAAGGAUGUUUUAUGUAACUAAGAAUCUACAGCCAAUUUGAAUUUUAACUGGUGCAUAGCAUAGUUAUGUAGUGAGUGAUUCUGUACCAGAGUUUCUAAGAGUUGGACAAGACUGUAAAUAGAUGAAGCAAAUGUAUCUAUUUUUGUCGGUUUGUUAUCA
Molecule: messenger RNA, 1382 nt
Organism: Juglans regia (Persian walnut)
Lineage: Eukaryota; Viridiplantae; Streptophyta; Magnoliopsida; Fagales; Juglandaceae
Product: transcription factor MYB62-like
Exons: 3
Coding region: 149-1066 (305 amino acids)
Biological process (GO): regulation of DNA-templated transcription
Cellular component (GO): nucleus
Molecular function (GO): DNA-binding transcription factor activity; sequence-specific DNA binding
Source: RefSeq, a predicted model, not a curated record